CGGGUCUCUUCUCAGACUGGGCAGCACACAAGGUCAGCGUCAGCAGAUCUGACCCUAAAAAUAGGCUCUUGGAUGCCAGUCGGGGUGGCUGGGUGUGCUGCUGCCACACGCCCCACGGACCAACACUUCCUGACCUGGCCAGGACCCGGUGCGCACAGCUGCAGAAAGGAAAGAAAAUCCCUUGGCUCCAAAAUGACAUCCAGAGAACCGAAGACAAGCCUCAAGAAUGCUUACCCGUCUGCCAAGAAGCUGCUGCCGAAGGUGGAGGAGGAGGGGGAGGCUGAGGAUUAUUGUACCCCCGGAGCCUUCGAGCUGGAGCGUCUCUUCUGGAAGGGCGGUCCCCAGUACACGCAUGUCAACGAGGUCUGGCCCAAGCUCUACAUCGGCGAUGAGACUCAGGACUCAGCCCCUCUCUGGGAUAUUGUCAGGCUCCCGGCAGAGAGAAAAGAGAGACAUGGCAAACCACAGACUGACUCGGAAGUGACACAAGACACUGAUGCCCACAUUUCACCGGCCAAAGCAAGUCCAUGCCAAAGCCUCAUGACAAUGGGGCAGGAAAGUGUAACACACCCCUCCGGAUGGGCAGCAAACAUUCCAAACGGUAACACACAAGGUACCACAGCCACAGCCGUCUCCAGGUGCAGAGGCUUUGGAAUGGCUGGGCAUCUGCUCUGGAGCCACAACGUCUGGGUCAAAUUACUGGUUCCCAUGUGGCCUUGGGCAAGUCACUCAAGCUUUCUGAACUUCAAUUUCUUCACCUAGAAGAUGUGGAUUCAAUGGGUGAAUACAUCUGAUUCUCAGCACCGGUCCUGGCACAGCCACUGUGUGUGAACUAUUAGAGAUCAGACAGCUUCUGGAAAUCCAACUCACAGUGUGAGAGGGAGGUAAAGAACAGUCAUUACACUUUGCCACUCAGCAUCCCUCUGCUACGGGCAGCCUUGGGACAGAAAACACCCCUGGUCAAAUUUCUCCCAGGAGAUGCUAUCAUGAACCCGAGUCCAGGUUGGAAGGAAGAGAGUCCCUCUUAAUCGGCCUUCUCCAGCCUACUCCCUCCAUAGAUGCUGUCCCGGCCUUCUAGGAACCCGGGUGGCCUAAGGCCUGAGGGGGCAGUACCACAUCAAAGCCCUACACGCCUGUGGGUUUCAGAACAUCUAAAGCAUUUUCUCAAUCUCAGCUUAUCCCAAGGGGAAUCACCAAAUGGGAUGCCCGGUGACUCCAAGUGUCUGUUGCUCACCAGCCUGAGGAGAGGCAGAGAUGUCUCCCCCAUCCUCCCACACCAUCACCACAGCCUGGCGAGAAGAGGCCACUGACCGGAGGGAUGUGGCUGGUGUGAAAUGUGCUGGGUCAGCAGCGGGGGUCAGUGCAGGCCAGGCAGCUACCUUUUGGUGGCCUCGUGGAGAAGUCUUCCUCCUCAAGGGCUCAAGGCACAGCCACCCAUUUCCCACAACUUGGUAGGGGGUCUGAAUCUGCAAGUGGGAACCUUGGGGACAGUGUGGAGUACAGCGAAAGCCCUCCAGCAGGAUUGGGGCAGAGAGUUCAAGCCUCCAGUGUGGGUGGCCAUUCCGUGUGGCCCUUGGCAAAACAUCUUAUUGUUUUGGGACUCAGUUUCUUUAUUUGUAAAAUAAAGGGAUGAUUUCCAAGGUCCCUUCCAGCUCUAAAGUAAAAUUCUUUAAGAAAUGUCUUAUUAAAUAAAUUAGGCUUUAGUAGGCUCAAGCACGUACUUGUUUUAUUACUUUUAAGUCAUACAAAUUAGAUUCAAAUUAGGUUAACCAAGGGUUGCCCUCCAGAGAGCCAGGGACCGGCAUUGAUGAUGAGAUAAGAAUAAUUCAUCACCUCUUAUCAAUCAGCAGUCCCUAAAUGGGUGCUUCAGAAGUGCUUGAGGAUGCUUGAAAGCACUAAAUUUCUGUAAUUUAAAUAUUCUCACUUUAAUCUCAUUCACAUCUUCCAUUUUCUGAGCAAAUUCUUUUUUUUUUCUGUCUUGUUUCUCCCCAGUAGUCAGCAGCGGGGGUGGGGAAUAUCCUGGCUACCAUCAAAGAGAUUGUAAAGUCCCAGGCAGGACAGGCUCCCCAUAGUAAGGCUUGGCUGCAACAGGAUAAUUGAGAAAUCUCUCUUUCCUCUCACGAUAGAGGCAGCCCUAUAAGCCAACACCAAGGCUCUGCGAAGCUGCUCUGCUUCUGCUUGAAUGGUGGGAGCCCUAUUUUUAUUAUACAGUCGCCUCCAAGGUCUGGCUUUUGGGGUCAUCGACAGCCAGCAGCCCCUCCCUAUAAAGCCUGCCUCUUCAAAUGCCUGGGCCAGCUCCACCCAGCCUGAGCUCACUUGCCUGGGGCCUCUCCAGCUCACCCUUUCUGCUUUUCUGCUCCCAACCAGACCGACAGCCUCUGAAGCCAGUGGCAGCUCUGGGGCUGGCCUGCAGUCGAAGAGGCUGGAGAGUGAGGUGAAGGCAAAUCAAUGGCUGAGACGGUCCUUAGCUCAAGAGAGGACGUCUCACUGGUGCACCUGGACAGCUGCAAUCUCUCCCCCACAAAAAGAAAGAACUAAUUCAGCCUUGAGGCACCAAGUAGAGCUAAAACUUGACCUGCUUCUCCAUGGUGGGCAGCAAAAACACAGCCAAGGUUGACAAUUUAACAUGCUGAACGUCACCUGAAAGAACUAGAAAACCUGGACUCUGAGCCUCCAGGUACCGAAGGCGACUAAGGUACAACUGGGCACCAGUCAUGGGCAAGGUGCCCAGGGUGAGACGCGGUGGCCCUGGCCUGGCUGGGCCUUCUCAUGCUGGGUGACAGCUUUUCACCCAGCUAUGUCAACCAUUUCCUUUCAUGGUUAGCCAAAUGCCUAGUCUAGUGAUUAGUACAACACCAUCUCUUGAAACCAGGCUUCCCAUGCAUUGUCUUUCUCCUCUUAGCCUCCAUCCUUGGAGGUCUAGAGCCUAGGAGGGUGGGGAAGAUGAUGGAGAGAUUUCUAAGGAGUUAAAAACACCGAGACCACCUUAUGUCUUUGCAACAGUCUCUCCUGAGAACUAAGGAUAGAACAUCAAUAAAAAUCAUGGUAUAUAUUUAUCCACUAAGUGAAUAUAUGUUAUGUUCAUUACUGAAAAUUUACAAAGCACAGACAAAAAGAAUAUUAAAAUUCCCUAUAAUUCCAUUACCCAGAGACUGAUAACACUUUGUCGUGCAUCUUCCUAUUGUUUGCCCCCCACCCCGGAAUUUAUCUUUUAACCUUUUAAAGAAACUUGAAUAGCGCAUCAUUCAACUUUACAAGAAUCUUGUAAGGAAAGUACUGCCAAUGUAAUUGGUUCUAUUUAACAAAUAAAGAAAACUGAGGGUCCCAGAGGGUCGUUGUUUUGGUUCAUGCAGCAGUUUAAGCUUACAAACUACACCUGUGAGCCCUGUGCUUUCUGCAGAGCCUCACAGCCAAACAGCUCCAUCAUCAGCAAGUAACAAGAACACGCAAAAGAACAGACAGCUAGUGAAUUUUGCUUUCAUAUCAGGUGAAUUGAGGGAGAUCAAAAGCUAGAAGUGUGCCUGCUGUUUUAAAAUUCACUUGCAAGGAGUAGGUGUGGUCAAGACUCCAGAGAAGGAGAAAGUCACCAUCAGGCUCAUGCCCACGAACUGAUGUGCCACCACAAGUGUCACAUGCAUCAGAAUAAAUAAGA
Kogia breviceps (pygmy sperm whale) is the source of this 3652-nucleotide messenger RNA. The record is from RefSeq and is a predicted model, not a curated record. NCBI's taxonomy places the organism in Eukaryota, Metazoa, Chordata, Mammalia, Artiodactyla, Physeteridae.